AUGACAGACGAAGCCGAAUCAGCCCGCAACAUUUUGGCGUCCAUGUUGUGUUUGGGCCAUUUACUGGAAGUGAAACCGCGAGAAGAUAUUCGAACGUGGCAUCGAUCUCACUUGUCCAUUGGCGAAUCCUUUGCCCUCUUGUGGCAACAAGAAGCUCAAGGAGGCACGGUGGAACCUCGUUCCGCUUCAACCAGUGCGCGCUUUUUGGCGGCCCAUCUUGCCGACCUAUUACUGGCAGGACGCCUGAAAUUGCUGUGGGAUUCCCCGGAAGGACAGAAGAAACAACUGUCCUUCUUGGUCGUGUCCACCGAACCCGUCAGUGUCCCCGCCACCACGGCGUUGUUGCAAGAACUCUACGUGCGACAAGAAAAUCGUCGCGUCAACAAAAAGAAGCGCUAUACCAAAUCCAUACAACGUUUUCUCGAACAACUUGCUACAGGCACUGAAUUGGCCACCAAACUGGAAAAGGAGACCUUUGCCGGAUUGGUGGAACGCAAGAUUCUGGCCAAGGAAAAACAAAAGAAAUGGAAUCUCUUGACCAAAGAAAUUCCGCCCAAUGCUCAUUUGGAACUCGUUCUCAAAUUGAUUGGACGCACCACACAAGUUUUUACACUCGUAGAAGAACACGACAAUCCCAAACUGGCGCAGUUACGAGAAAAGUUUGUCCAAGAUCCCAUGGCCACAUUGAUGGGGGUGGAACCCAUUGGAAGUGCCAUGGUCUUGAUGGACACUACCCACAAGAAGGACUUGAAACUGUGGCGGCUGGGCAACGACGAAAUAUACGUCGAAAAUUCACCCUUUUUGGCCGAUGAAGAGCAAUCCUUGAGGUUUUGGAAAGCAGAGGUCGAUGAAGGAGUCAUGUCAUAG
Seminavis robusta is the source of this 867-nucleotide messenger RNA. NCBI's taxonomy places the organism in Eukaryota, Bacillariophyta, Bacillariophyceae, Naviculales, Naviculaceae. The record is from the annotation of a GenBank genome assembly.